AUGGCCUCUUACGCUGAAGAGAAGGGCAACGUCGCCACCCUAGAACGCAUCGAGUCCGACACAACCGCCAGCAAUGCCGCCAUCAGUCGUUUCACACCCGAGGAGCAGAAGAAGAUUGUCCGCAAGGUCGAUUUUCGUCUCAUCCCCACACUCGGCUGCAUGUACUGUGUCUCUCUCAUGGAUAGAACCAACCUAGGUGUCGCCAUGGUUGCCGGUAUGGGCGUCGAUCUCAAGCUCACUGGCGAGAGAUACAGUAUCAUCGUGCUACUCUUCUUCAUCACAUACGUCGCACUCCAGCCACCAGCUACCGUUGUGCUGAGGAAGCUUGGUCCAAGACUCUUCCUGCCAUCUAUCGUCAUCAUCUGGGGAGCAGUCAUGAUUGGCUUCGGUUUCGUCAAGGAAUGGCACACACUCAUCCCACUCCGUCUGCUCCUCGGUAUCUUCGAGGCUGGAUUCUUCCCCGGCUCUGCAUACCUCCUCUCAUGCUGGUACAAGCGAUUCGAACUCCAGAAGCGCAACACCGUCUUCUUCCUCAUCGGUAUGCUGUCGUCUGCCUUCUCAGGUAUCCUCGGCUACCUCUUCUCUCUUCUCAACGGCAAGGGCGUACAAGCGGCAUACUGGCUUGGUCCCCACUACGGACCCACCAAGAAGGCGCCCACCACACCCGUCAGCUUCGGACCUGGUCUCUCAGGAUGGAGGUGGAUUUUCAUAAUGCAAGGAGUCAUCACCGUUCUGAUCGGUGUCGUUGGAUGGUACUUCAUCGUUGACUUCCCCGAGCUAGCAGCCAAGCCCAGUGCGACCCAAAAGAAGUUCCUCGAGCAAGACGAAGUGGACUUCAUCGUCGCCCGCAUCGAAGAAGACCGCCACGAUGUCAUCGCUGAGGAGUUUAACCUCAAGAGCUACCUCGCGGGCGCCAUGGACCUCAAAGUUUGGGGCUUUGCUCUCAUCUUCAUGUUCACCACCACCAUCACCUACGCCAUCGCCUACUUCCUUCCCAUCAUCCUGAAGGACGGUAUGGGCUUCAGCCCCGCCGCAGCAAACUGCCUCAUCGCACCUCCUUACGUCUUCGCCGCUUUCGUCAUGGUUGGCUUCGCCUGGGCAGGAGACAAGUACCACAUCCGCAGCCCAUGGGUCAUCGCCAACGGUGUCCUCGCUCUCAUCGGUCUCCCCAUGAUUGGCUUCAGCACCAACGUCGGUGUCCGAUACUUUGGCGUCUUCCUCGCUACCGCUGCUGCAAACGCAAACGUCCCCUGCAUCCUCACCUGGCAAGCCAACAACAUCCGCGGCCAAUGGAAGCGUGCUCUCUGCAGCGCUACACUCGUCGGCGCGGGUGGUAUCGGUGGCAUCAUCGGUGGCACUGUCUUCCGUACCCAGGACGCACCUUCCUACGUCCCUGGUAUCGUUGCUUGCAUGAUUGCGUCCGGUAUGAUCAUUAUCAUCUCGCUGUUGCUCAACUUGAAGUUCUGGAUGGCGAACAAGCGUGCGAACAACGGAGGCAAGAUCAUUGAGGGCCUUGAGGGCUUCAGGUACACUCUGUAG
Messenger RNA from Alternaria ethzedia, 1539 nucleotides. RefSeq lists its product as uncharacterized. The record is from RefSeq and is a predicted model, not a curated record. Gene Ontology annotation, molecular function: transmembrane transporter activity. Gene Ontology annotation, biological process: transmembrane transport. Gene Ontology annotation, cellular component: membrane. Bases 1 to 1539 code for a protein of 512 amino acids. The transcript has 3 exons. NCBI's taxonomy places the organism in Eukaryota, Fungi, Ascomycota, Dothideomycetes, Pleosporales, Pleosporaceae.